Molecule: messenger RNA, 471 nt
Organism: Ixodes scapularis (black-legged tick)
Lineage: Eukaryota; Metazoa; Arthropoda; Arachnida; Ixodida; Ixodidae
Exons: 5
Coding region: 58-471 (137 amino acids)
Source: RefSeq, a predicted model, not a curated record
CCCAGCGAGCAACCUCCAGAGUUUCAGCUGUCUGGAAGGCAAUUUGUGGAGGACAGUAUGAAGAACACCGGUUUCUUAUUCUUUAUUAUGAGAGCCACAAGGCUGAUCGUGGCAAUGUUUGUGCUGUUUGCAGUUUGUAAACCAACUGUCACCGGCGUUGCAAUCAUAGGGGCGCAAAACUUGGCGCCGAGCUGUGAAAAAAAUAUUGAGGAUCUUUGCAAGAACGAUACUGCUGGUACGCUAGAAGAGGUCGAAGUGACGCUUCGCGAUUGCACAGUCACUUGCACUUAUCGACUUGCUGGACCAAAAACUGUGCUACGGGGGGAUGUAUGGGUUCAGAACCGUGGAUUUGAAAAAGUUAAUCUGCCAGAAGGAAUGCCAUGCGCUUUUGGGGCGAAAUGCAAGGACGGGAAGUGCAUUUGCAAGUUCUGCAAUGAAAAUAUCAACAAUAAAAAGCCAAGAUUAACUUAA